AUGGCAUUCCGCCUCCAAACCCUACGCCAUGCUCUCCGCCAACCCUCGAUAAACCCUCGAUUCACCCAACGGCGCUGGGCCCAGGUCCAUGAUGUCCGCUUCCUCGCCACCCACGACACCCAAGCGCGCAUCCUCGCAAAAUACAAAGCCAAGCUAGAAGAAAAGGCCAAAGCCCAGGGCCUCAAGGACCUCGACGAACUCAAGGAGCAAUACAAGGAUAAAAUCGAAGAGCUACGCAAACAAGCCAUCGUACCAGGCGCAACAGGUCCCCUCACACCACCACCAUCCCCCACAUCUACAGUAUCACCCGCACAAUCAACACCACCACCACAACAACAACAACAAGCACAACAAGCAAAAGAUGAACCAGCGACAUCCCCCUGGCCCUCCCCUCCACCCCCACCAACCCCAAAAUCCCCAAAUACCCCCCCACCCGGCAUCAAAACCCUAGACUCCUUCCUCAACCUCUCAAAAAUCCGCCCCUUGCCCGCCCAAGAAAUCCAAACCCUCUGGCGCCUCCGCCACGCUUCCAACAAGCAAUCCGUACACUUUGCCGUCCCAGCCCAGACGUUUGCCUCGAUGAUGCGCACGGCAAAACAACAUCCUACGUUUGUCUUGCCCAUGCCGCGCGAGAUUCCAAAGGAAGAGGAGGGAGGGGGGGAGGGGGGAAUGCAACAGGCGGCUGAAUUGCAUUAUAUGCAGUUUGCACAUCCCCAUGUCGAUACGACGACGUUGAUGUUCACGACGCUGGCGGAGUUCAAGUUGAGGGGCGAGUUUGCGACUCCGCAUACGACGGUCACCUUUCAUCAAGAGUUGGCAGAGAGUCACGCCUUGGUCUUGGGUCAGGGCAUAGUGAUGGAGGGACGGGGGGUAAGUGUGGAUGAUGCAAGGUGGCUGAUCAUGUGUAUGCAGAAGUUCUAUGUUCAAAGUGAGGAAGGCAAGGCAAGGCAAGAGCUGCUAGACUUGUUCACAAGGGGUGACAGUGCAUUUCGAGUCGAAACACUCAUAGAUGAGGCAGAGAAGAUUCUGUAA
Molecule: messenger RNA, 1032 nt
Organism: Plenodomus lingam JN3
Lineage: Eukaryota; Fungi; Ascomycota; Dothideomycetes; Pleosporales; Leptosphaeriaceae
Biological process (GO): mitochondrial proton-transporting ATP synthase complex assembly
Cellular component (GO): mitochondrion
Source: RefSeq, a predicted model, not a curated record